GUUUUGGUCAAUUUGGGCUCAACUGGGGGCAUUUCAGUUCUUCUUGAAUCCAUUUGGUGCUGUUUGUUUCAGUGUGCUUUGGGGCUCUGUGCCCCCAUUUGGGGCUUAUUUGGAGCCGUUUGGAUCCGUUUGGGCCUUUCAGCAAUGGAUGCUGAUAAGGCACUAUUUUGCUUUUCACGCCAUGUAAUAAUUUCAGUCACAUUCUGCGUUUCCUUUCUCCUUCCCGCCCGCUCUACCAGAACAGGACGGGCAGAUCUCAGCUCCACGAUCCAACGCUUUCACACUAUGACGACAGGAGACCAACAACCAAAUUCCCCACAGCACGAAGCAGCGCUGUUCUGCCCAGGAGGAGAAAACCAACGAUCCAAAUGGGGCUGUAAAUGGAACGUGGUUGGAAGGAAAAGCUGCCACGUGCUCUGCGUGGGUUUGUGUGCAGUGCCAUGGAUCCUUGUCCUGGUGCUGGUGGCUGUGAUAGUGCUCCAGCGUCCGUCGUGCUCACCUUGCCCACAGUUCUCCCACGUGUGCCCCAACGCCUGGGUCGGUUUCCAAGGGAAAUGCUAUUAUUUUUCGAACAACGAGAGUGACUGGAACAGCAGCAGGGAGCACUGCCAGCGCCUCGGAGCUUCCCUGGCCACCAUAGACACCGCAAACUGUUGGAUUGGGCUGCACAGGGAAGAAGGGGACGAGCGCUGGACAUGGGCCGAUGGCAGCGCCUUCACCAACUGGUUCCAGGUGCGAGGUGGAGGCCAAUGUGCGUACCUGAACGGGGACAGGAUCACCUCAGGUCUCUGCCACGUACAAAAAUACUGGGUCUGCAGCAGAGCCGACAGCUACAUCCUCUGGAGGAAUGGGACAUAUCCACAGUGACAGAUGCCAUCCGCAGCGAGCUCAUGCCAGUGCUGCUGGGCACUCUGGUGCCAUCGAUGUCUACUGGAAUCUGCCUCUUUCCAGCACUCCUGCAGUUGUUCCAGCAUGGAACGACGCAGCUCUCCUCCUCGUUCUCUCUCAGGAAAUAUGCCUGUUGCACUGUGCCUUAAAGGGAGGGUCCUUCCACGGUCCUUGAAGGUCACAGCACCGUGGGACGGUCGGGUCGCAAGGGUCAGGAUCGCUGCCCCCGACCCCUCCUGCAAGGACCUGGAGCAGCGCACCCAGCAGUGUGAGCACAGCAGAGAGCAGCGCUCCGUCCCGCCGUGCUCAGCCACUGUUUCAUGCUCCAGGUUUAGGUUUUAUCCUGUACAGUUAUCACCACUUACACUAUUAUUUUUAUUCUUGUUGUUCUUCUUUUAUUUAAAUAAUUUAUUACAUUAUUUAUGUGGUAAUUCAAUAUCUUUAGACAACCUAAUAUGCUAUACCAUAUAGAACAGUAUAAUGUUUCUAGUUAUAAUAAUAACUGCCCCAAGUCUCCCUUUAUUACCAUUUUUGUCAUUACAUUCCCCAUUUUUUACUUCACUGUUAUUAAUCCCAUUUAUUAACGAUCCUUGCCCUAAUUCCCCCAAGUUUUAUCACUCCGUUGUUAAUACUGUUAGUAAUAAUGCUGUUGCCAUUAAUAAAAUUUGCAGUAAUUUGA
Numida meleagris (helmeted guineafowl) is the source of this 1567-nucleotide messenger RNA. RefSeq names its product C-type lectin domain family 2 member B-like. The coding region runs from base 145 to 867 and encodes 240 amino acids. The record is from RefSeq and is a predicted model, not a curated record. The transcript has 5 exons. Lineage: Eukaryota; Metazoa; Chordata; Aves; Galliformes; Numididae.